This is a messenger RNA of Morchella sextelata, 765 nucleotides long. RefSeq lists its product as uncharacterized. Gene Ontology annotation, cellular component: cytoplasm. Gene Ontology annotation, biological process: G1/S transition of mitotic cell cycle; peptidyl-serine dephosphorylation. Bases 1 to 765 code for a protein of 254 amino acids. The transcript has 4 exons. NCBI's taxonomy places the organism in Eukaryota, Fungi, Ascomycota, Pezizomycetes, Pezizales, Morchellaceae. The record is from RefSeq and is a predicted model, not a curated record. Gene Ontology annotation, molecular function: protein serine/threonine phosphatase activity.
AUGAAUCCGGCCGGCGAGAAGGGUGGUGGCCCAGCUGCAGCCACUAGCGGGGGUCCCGAUCAAUGGUUGGAACAAGCAAAAAAAUGUAAAUAUCUGACGGAAGGGGAUAUGAAAAAGUUAUGUGAGCUUGUCAAGGAGUGCUUGAUGGAGGAGUCGAACAUUCAGCCUGUAUCAACACCCGUUACGGUAUGCGGUGAUAUCCAUGGUCAGUUUUAUGAUCUCAUGGAGUUAUUCAAUGUGGGUGGAGGCUUGCCGGACAAGGUCAACUACGUUUUUCUGGGCGAUUUCGUCGAUCGAGGGUAUUUCUCGCUGGAGACAUUUACAUUAUUGAUGUGUUUGAAAGCAAAAUACCCCGACCGGAUAACUCUUGUACGCGGAAACCACGAAUCUCGUCAAAUUACCCAAGUUUACGGUUUCUACGAGGAAUGCCAAACGAAAUACGGUAACGCUAGUGUAUGGAAAUCAUGUUGUCAAGUUUUUGAUUUCUUGGCGCUUGCAGCAAUCAUUGACGGCAGUGUACUGUGUGUACAUGGGGGGCUCAGCCCUGAGAUCAGAACAUUGGACCAGAUAAGAGUUGUUGCAAGGGCACAGGAAAUUCCACACGAAGGAGCAUUUUGUGAUUUGGUUUGGAGUGAUCCAGAAGAUGUAGAAACAUGGGCUGUAUCACCUCGAGGGGCCGGGUGGUUAUUUGGUGAUAAAGUAGCGACAGAGGUAUGGGUCCUCAUUCUAAAAUUAUUCGACAACAUGCUUACUUCUUACUAUUAG